Salvelinus sp. IW2-2015 is the source of this 365-nucleotide messenger RNA. NCBI's taxonomy places the organism in Eukaryota, Metazoa, Chordata, Actinopteri, Salmoniformes, Salmonidae. The record is from RefSeq and is a predicted model, not a curated record.
GACCAAUCGGAAUGUUACAGAGAAUCCUUCAAUCCGUGGUCAGUCGAUUGUCGGAUAGCGCCUCUGUGAAAGAUGAUUAAAAUGUAUCUAAAAGUUUUGUAUUCGUUGUUGUUGAUGUUGAGUUUCUAUGGAAUCCCUUCAACCGGACAGAAGAAAAAGGAGACCCUGCUGUCUGAGAAGGUGGGCCAGCUUAUGGACUGGACAGGGAAGAGAGCUGUGAUCCGUAUGAACGGGGAGAAGUUUCGUCGCUUUGUGAAGGCUCCUCCCAGGAACUACUCUGUGGUCAUCAUGUUCACUGCCCUGCAGCCACAGAGACAGUGUGGCGUCUGCAAGUAACUUAUCUACAAAUUGUUAAACCAGAUAAU